AAAUGAAAAUCGAGCAGAAAACAAUAUGUACGUCAACUUUGGUGUUAUUGAUUAGAUUAAUUAGAAAUAUUGUCCUAUUUUGCGAAGUUAUGGAAAGAUUUGAUAUUUAAUUAUCAGCAGGAAUAAAAGGACAAUCGAUUAGAUACGAAAAAAUUAUCUUUUAGUUGUAAAACAAAUUAAAAGAAAAAAUGCCAGAAGAAGAGGAUAUUUCGGCUUCGGUCCGCAUGACGAAUGAUGAUUUUCGAAAAUUACUGAUGACACCAAGAGCUUCGGCUCCAUCGUCGACACCAGCAUCGGUUCCUGGCACAAUUCGCGAUGCAAGUGCAAAAACAGCGCAAACACCGAAUAUCAGUGGCAAUAAUCGCGGUGAACUUCGUCGAAAGAAGAAGAGUUUUUAUGCGAAACUAAAGAAACAAGAGGAAGAUAAAAUGGCUGAAUUAGCGGAAAAAUAUCGUGACAGAGCAAAGGAACGACGUUCGGGUGUCAGUCAGGAUUAUCAACCAGAAGAUCCAAUGAAUACAACAAGUGCUUAUCGAGCCGUUGCUCCUGAUAUACAAUCAGGAAUGGACGCUGCCGAGCGACGUCGUGAAAUGAUUCAAAAUUCAAAAUUCUUGGGUGGUGACAUGGAACACACUCAUUUAGUGAAGGGUCUCGAUUUUGCCCUCUUGCAAAAGGUGCGGAGUGAAAUAAAAAAUAAAGAACUAGAACAGGAGCAAGAAAUGGAGAGACUAGUGAAACCGAAAGAAGUGGUGAAGGAAGAGCAACCAAAGGAGGUGAAGAAAAAAGAGGACGAAAUGCAAUUUAAAACAAAAGUCGGUCGCAAUAUUUACAAAACAAUAAUGACAAUGCGAUCGAAGCAAAUUGAACGCAAUGAACUCUUUAUCCCCGGUCGUAUGGCCUACGUAAUCGAAUUGGACGACGAGAAUGCGGAAGUUGACAUUCCAACGACAUUAAUUCGCAGCAAGGCGGAUGUGCCAACUGUCGAUACAACUCCAACCCUAACGACGAACGACAUAGUAAUUAAUAAAUUAGCCCAAAUAUUGUCAUAUCUACGUCAAGGUAGUCGACACGGCAAAAAGGGAAAGAAAAAGGGUCGUCUCGACGACAUGAACGAAAUGGAUAUCGCGCCAAAACCACCGCAAGACGACAGUAUUUACGGCGACAUCGGCGAUUAUGUACCAACAAUGGAGAAAAGUAGCAGUAGUAGUAGUUCACAUCAAAAAUCGAAAAAGAAAUCAACCUAUUUCGAUAAGCCGCACGAUUCCGAAAUCGAGAGCGAUAAACACAGUGCGCCGAGACUUCCAAUGGCGAUUGCACAAAGUAUUGUCGGUACUUCGAGUCAGCAGGUGGAAAUUUCAAAAGCUGGUUCGAUAUUGAGUAAAUUUGCCACCGAACCGGAGGGCUAUGCUGAAUGUUAUCCUGGUCUCGAUGAAAUGCAGGACGCGAUUGAUGACUCUGACGAUGAAGUGGAUUACACGAAAAUGGAUCUUGGCAAUAAGAAGGGACCGAUUGGAAGAUGGGAUUUCGAUACACCGGAGGAGUACAGCGAGUAUAUGAAUAAUAAGGAGGCACUUCCGAAAGCGGCCUUUCAAUAUGGCGUGAAAAUGGCUGAUGGACGGCGAACGAGAAAAUUCAAUAAGGAAAAGAAUGAAAAGGCCGAAUUGGAUCGUGAAUGGCAGAAGAUUCAGAAUAUUAUGAAUAAACGAAAACCAUCGAGUAGCGCUGACUCUGCGCCUGAAUUUAAAGUUCCGAGAUAUUAAUUUUGCUAAUUAAUUCGAACGAGUUUCAAAAUAAUAUUAAUUUGCUAAUUAAUUCAAAACCGUGUUUCGAGAUAUUUGCAAAUAGAUUCAAAUGAUUUUCAAAAUAUUUGCAAAUUGAUUGAAACGAUUUUAAAAAUAUUUGCAAAUUGAUUGAAACGAGUUUCAAAAUAUUUGCAAAUUGGUUUAAACGAGUUUCAAACUAUUUGCAAAUUGAUUCAAAUGAUUUUCAAAGUAUUUUCAAAUUGAUUGAAACGAGUUUCAAACUAUUUGCAAAUUGAUUCAAAUGAGUUUCAAGAUAUUUGCAAAUUACUUUGAAUGAGUCUCAAAAUAUUUGCAAUAAUUGAUUCAAAUGAUUUUCAAGAUAUUUGCAAAUUGUUUCAAACCAGUUUCAAGAUAUUUGCAAAUUGAUUCAAACAAGUUUUAAAAUAUUUGCAAAUUAAUUCAAAAGGUAACUAAAGAAAUUCACUAAAUUAAUUAUUUUAUAAAUAAUUAUAACUAUUAUAAUUAAACAUUAUG
Leptopilina heterotoma is the source of this 2276-nucleotide messenger RNA. It is a transcript of the gene beag, whose product is annotated as protein Red. Bases 189 to 1760 code for a protein of 523 amino acids. NCBI's taxonomy places the organism in Eukaryota, Metazoa, Arthropoda, Insecta, Hymenoptera, Figitidae. Gene Ontology annotation, cellular component: nucleus. Gene Ontology annotation, biological process: mRNA splicing, via spliceosome. The record is from RefSeq and is a predicted model, not a curated record. The transcript has 3 exons.